Messenger RNA from Saccostrea cuccullata (small rock oyster), 546 nucleotides. RefSeq names its product ficolin-1-like. The transcript is spliced from 3 exons. The coding region runs from base 1 to 546 and encodes 181 amino acids. NCBI's taxonomy places the organism in Eukaryota, Metazoa, Mollusca, Bivalvia, Ostreida, Ostreidae. The record is from RefSeq and is a predicted model, not a curated record.
AUGUGUGGUCCAGAGUGUACCUACUUUGGUGUUAAUUUACAAAGACAGAAAUGUCGACUUUACACCGGAUGUCAUUCAACUAAUUCAGCAGUACCGGAAGUAGGAUGGAGAUACUAUUUUCCGGACUCGGAAGGAAAUGACAUCAUUCAUCAAUUAACCAAGAAUAGACCGGCUCUCUAUGUGUCCAUUACUUUGACCAAUGGAACUACUCUAUAUCAACAGUACGGGGAAUUCUCUGUAAAUAAUGAGACGGACAACUACAGACUUUACCUUGCUGGACCGACCGAAGGGACAUUAGGAGACAGCAUGAGAAGCGACCACGAUCUGUCUGGGAUGUCCUUCUCCACCCCGGACAGGGAUAAUGACAGAAAUAAUAUUAACUGUGCUGCUCUCAGUGACCGUAGAGGAGGCUGGUGGUUUAACGCCUGUCACUGGGCCUUCCUUAACGGUCCCUGGUCACCGGAGUACUGGUCCGCUCCAUGGUCUCCUACAGUCAGGGAUGGUGAAGAGAUUAAAGAGACUCUUAUGAUGAUUAAAGCUCACUAG